AUGUUUCCAUAUUCAAGGCGUUUUUUAUCAUCCUGUUUAAACGCUAGGUCCACUAGAUCGAUUCGCGAAUUAUUGCAAAUCAAAGAGGUACCCGUUAGUCCAAUCGAGGUGAAAGGAUGGAUCAAAUCUUUCCGCGCUUUAAAGAAAGUAUCCUUUAUAGACCUAUAUGAUGGUACCACUAAUGAAACCCUUAAGGUUGUAAUUCCGAUCACUGCUUGUCCUGAGGUACAAGGUAAACCAUCUUUAAAGACUGGCCAAUCCGUGGUUAUAAAAAAUGCUCAUUGGAAAUGGACACCUAACCGCGAACAAUCUUUCGAGCUGUCAUGUUCUAGAGAUGAUGUUGAGAUUCUUGGUGAAGUUGGUGGAGAUUUCCCCUUACAAAAGAAGUACGUUAGCCUGAAACAGUUGCGCAAAUGGCCUCUUUGGAAGCACAGAACCACUUAUUUGGCAAGCUUACUGCGAUUUCGCUCUUAUAUUGAGACAGAAUUAACCAAGAUACUAUCAAAUGAAAGCUUUUUUAAGGUACAACCACCUAUAUUGACUGGAAGUGAUUGCGAAGGAGGUGGUGAGCUAUUUUACGUUGAGAGUAAUGACUCUAGGAUUACUCCAGGAGCCUCAAAGAUGAAAUAUUUUGGACAGGAUACGUAUUUGACUGUAUCAACACAGUUACACCUGGAGGUUCUUGCCCUGGCUAUGAGAAAUGUCUGGACGCUGUCCCCAUGCUUUCGUGCAGAGAAAAGUGAUACCAAUCGCCACCUUUCUGAAUUCUGGAUGCUAGAGGCUGAGAUGUGCUUUGUGGACGAUGUAAGGGUAUUAACCCAAUUUGUGGAAGAUAUCAUCAAGAACCUUGUUCGGUCCUUGCUUCUCCAGCAGAAUCAGUUAUUACCACAAUUGGUCCCAGAAGAAGGUGCUGAUGCUACAGAAGAGGUCAUAAAACAGUGGAAUUCCCUCAUUAAUGACAAAUGGACCACAAUUACCUAUACUGAAGCUAUUGAACUUUUGGUUCAACGGCACAGCGGGGAACCGUUUAACCACAUACCUAGAUGGGGUAACGCUCUUCAAGCUGAACAUGAAAAAUGGCUUUCCGGUACAAAGUUUGGAGGCCCAGUAUUCGUCAUAGAUUACCCCAAGGAUUGCAAGGCUUUUUAUAUGAAAGUUAACUCCGAUAACAAAACGGUCGCUUGUUUCGACCUUUUAGUCCCCGAUAUGGGUGAAGUUGUUGGUGGAAGCGUUAGAGAAGAUGACUACAGAAGGCUUAUUGCCGAAAUGGAGGCUAGAAAAAUGAACAUACAAGAAUUGUACUGGUACACUGAAUUGCGUAAGCAUGGCAGCGUUCCCCACAGUGGUUUUGGAUUAGGUAUGGAAAGGUUGGUUAGCUGGUUGUAUGGUAACCACAAUAUAAGAGAUGCGGUUCCGUUCCACAGGGCAGCUAGGUCAACUAUACACCUUUAA
Eremothecium cymbalariae DBVPG#7215 is the source of this 1452-nucleotide messenger RNA. RefSeq names its product asparagine--tRNA ligase SLM5 (gene SLM5). NCBI's taxonomy places the organism in Eukaryota, Fungi, Ascomycota, Saccharomycetes, Saccharomycetales, Saccharomycetaceae. Gene Ontology annotation, biological process: asparaginyl-tRNA aminoacylation. Bases 1 to 1452 code for a protein of 483 amino acids. The transcript has a single exon. The record is from RefSeq and is a predicted model, not a curated record. Gene Ontology annotation, molecular function: ATP binding; asparagine-tRNA ligase activity. Gene Ontology annotation, cellular component: mitochondrion.